GGAAAUCAAACAUGUAAGGUAUAGAGAAAUCAUUCUUGACAAAAUCAGCAAUGAAGAGUGUUUUUCUUCUACUGGCUGGAAUCCAAGGUGUCUACUGCCUGUCUACAGCCAGAGAAAUAACAGGCAAGAAGGGAGCCUCCGUCACUGUGCCAUGUCAGUACAGUGCAACCUAUGCAUUUUUUAAGAAGUACCUCUGUCAAGGAAGGGAAUUUAUUUUCUGCAGUAUUUUGAAAUACAACACACAUGAACAGAAGGUGGGAGAUAAAGUUCAAAUUAUGGACCAUGAACAUGAAAGUAUUUUUUACAUAACAAUAAAAGAUUUGAAUGAAGGGGAUCAGGCAUGGUACUGGUGUGGAAUAGAAAUACAUGGUGGAAUCGACCAAGGGUUUUAUUUUUACUUGUAUGUCACUAAUGGAAAUGCUGGCCUGUCUUUAACUAAUAAUUUGUUAAAAGGCAGUGAAGGGCAACACCUCGGUAUCAUCUGUGAUUAUGAUCCUUCUUUCAUUACGAACAAUAAAAGAAUAUGCCGUGGAAGAGAGAGCUAUAAUUGUCGAAACACUGAAAUUGGUGACAAAGACCAUGUAGAAGACAAACCAUUACAAAGGAAGUUUAUUGUAACCCUGAAGGACCUGAAGAAGGCAGACUGUGGCUGGUACUGGAUUAUCAUGGGGAGUAAAGACACGGAGAGAAUUUCAUUCUACUUAAUUGUUGAAGACACAUACAUAUCAGCUCUUAAACUCCUGCACUCACCAUCUGACUCAACACAGCCUGUUAAUGUAAGUUCAGGGUUACAAGUCAUAACACCAGUCCCAUCAGUGAUAAGUUCAGCAGUCAUGCGCUCCAAACGGAUUCUUGUCCUGCCUUUCACCCUGCUGAUCUUCAGUGUGGGGGUCCUUUGGUUUAAAAUGAGACGUAUCAAGAACCAGACAGUGAAUUCGUCUUCUAUCGAUGACGAUAAGAUAACCAAAAGUCUUAAGGAUCUUAAAUCCAGAGCUGGAGAAACUUCACAACAGACUUUAACAUCCCCAGCUGGAAAAACUUCACAACAGAUUACAUUGGAUGAACCUGCGUAUGUGACAAUGCCCCAAAAGGGUUCCAAGUCAAUACCAGAAAAGAAAACACAACAGAUCUACUCCAACUUGAAGGAGGAACCUGUAUAUGUGCCAAUGGCUGCAAAGACCUCCAAGGACCUUUGGGAUGAGUCUGAAUACGUGACCAUGAUAUUCAAGAAGAAACAUUCAGAGAAGAGAAAAAAAAGGGCCUCCAAAAAUCUUCAGGAUGAUUCUGAAUACGUGACCAUGGAGUACACAAAGAAAUGUUCAGAGAAGAGAAAAACACGGCAUUCAAAGAAAUGUGAGGGCAGCGGCAACGCUUCUUAAGCUUCAUUUCUAAAACAAUGAAAUCAAGAUCAAGGGAUGAUAUCUUUAAACUCCUCACAAAGACAUUACACGUUUGAACACUUUGAACGUCACCAUCUAAAUGUGCUAAAAGUUCUGCACCACCUCUAUCUGACAGUUUUUCAAAGGACAUUCCAAAACAUGGAUCACUUUACCCGUAAAAGCAUCCCUUGCAAAUACCAGAACUCCAAAGAUCAUUAUGAUGGAUUUAAAGGGAACGCCAUUUCUGAACAAUAGAAGAGAAGCCUCUUCAAAAUUUCAAAGUAGUGCUGUAGGCGUACAAAAGCAUAUUGAAAUUUCUCAGAUUUUGUUUGAUGUUUUUUUUCCUUUCACAAAUGUAUUGCUUAUGCCUGAAGUCAAAGGUAAAUGGGUCAGGACCAAUAAUCAAAAAACAAUAUCAACUGUGAGCAAUGUGGAGUCUUUUUCAAUUUAUCUCAAUGCUAGGAUGUGUACUGAACCACACUGGUUCACACUGGUCACACUGGAUGUGAUGAGUGGCAUUUCUGCAUUAAGCACCAGUGGGGACAGCUCCUAAGCAAUAUGCUCCCCUCUGAAAUUUUAUGUAUUAUUAAAAUGUUUAUAACAAUCUUCAGCUUUGUCUUCUUAAGCACUUUUUCAAUUUCCUAUCAUAUGCUCAAUAUAAUUAGAAAAGUACCGCUUCUUGUAUUAUGUGAAAUCAUCUGGGUGCUAAAAGUCAUUUUCAGAUAAGGAGCUGGGCCAAUUGGCCCUGCAGUGUUCUCUAUGCCCUGGAUGUGUGCAGAGAUGUGUACCAUGAACCUUCCAGUUUAGGACUGGGGUUUGAAAGCAAUUCCCUGUGUUAAAAUGAGGAUUGCUUGUUGUUGUUGUUGCUAUUUUUAUUUAUUGUGAUUCUGGUUCAAGCUUUUCCAAGUCGGUGCAAUUCUGCACACACCAGUGAGGAGGCAGAAAAAUUCCAGGACUAUUUGUUCACUUAAAGAUAGUCACAAUAACCUGAAAAUUAAAGGACAUCAAUAUCAGGAAUGGAUUGCUCUCAAGACAUUAUGCUGCAUGUUGAUAUUCUCCCACCACUGUAGAGGACUGUGCUAAAAAAACAGGUACAAAAAUAAAAAGGGUACAAAGAA
Messenger RNA from Polypterus senegalus (gray bichir), 2497 nucleotides. RefSeq lists its product as uncharacterized. NCBI's taxonomy places the organism in Eukaryota, Metazoa, Chordata, Cladistia, Polypteriformes, Polypteridae. The transcript is spliced from 16 exons. The record is from RefSeq and is a predicted model, not a curated record. Bases 51 to 1379 code for a protein of 442 amino acids.